This is a messenger RNA of Mya arenaria, 804 nucleotides long. RefSeq names its product proton myo-inositol cotransporter-like. Gene Ontology annotation, cellular component: membrane. Bases 142 to 804 code for a protein of 220 amino acids. Gene Ontology annotation, molecular function: myo-inositol:proton symporter activity. The transcript has 4 exons. The record is from RefSeq and is a predicted model, not a curated record. Gene Ontology annotation, biological process: transmembrane transport. NCBI's taxonomy places the organism in Eukaryota, Metazoa, Mollusca, Bivalvia, Myida, Myidae.
UUGAGAUUCUCCAUCCGUCAGUGUUGGCCAGUCCGGCUAUCUCUCGUUUAAUUGUUUGAUAAUAUUUCAAACAAUCAUUAAGUUUAUCAAAAUCAUAUUGCACAAAUAGCGUAACCUGGUAUAGCCCGUAAGAUACAGACAAUGGGAGUUGAGAAAAACGGGAGUAAAUACGAGGCGUCCGUGGACACCGGCGAAGACGAGAGAGGCUCGAAUUUCUAUGUGUACUACCUGACGUGUUUCGCCACGAUCGGCGGUCUGCUGUUCGGAUAUGACACGGGCAUCAUCUCAGGGUCCAUGCUUCUCAUUGGCGAUAACUGGAACUUGACCACGAUAUGGAAAGAGUUGAUUGUCAGCGCCACUGUGGGAGCCGCCGCCAUCUUCGCGCUCAUCGCCGGCUACCUCACGGACUGGAUCGGUCGGAAGAAGGUAGUCAUGUUCGCUAGCGUCAUCUUCACCGGCGGGGCCGUCAUCAUGGGCGCUUCCGUUAACAAGGAGAUGCUCCUCGUCGGCCGUCUUGUUGUCGGUGCUGGUAUAGGUUUUGCAUCCAUGUCAAUCCCUGUAUACGUGGCAGAGGCGGCUCCCCCGGAGAUCCGUGGGCGGCUCGUCACCAUUAACCAGCUGUUCAUCACCAUCGGUAUCGUCAUUUCCAGCAUCGUCGCUGGUCUCUUCUCUGUCAACAAGGAGAACGGCUGGAGAUGGAUGUUGGGUCUUGAGUCACGAUGCACAGAGAGACGCACUAUUGUGCAGUACUUCAAUCAGAAACCUUUGGAAACGUGUGGUAUGACGGGCUGGUUGGACAGCUAG